GCGACGCUUCACAAAAAAGUUUCCAUAAUUAAAUUAAAUGAUCGUCUCUAUAAAUAUAUGAAGUGAUGAUGAGCUGUAUAAUAAUUAAAGAAAAAUCAAAUCAAUGGCAAAGAGCGCGGGUGAAUUGUUUUCCAUGGAGCACUUGUUCUUCUUCUUCUUCUUCCUCAUCAUUUCUUCACUCUCCGCCAGUGAUGAAAAUCAACAUCACACUCUUCUCACUCUCAAAGGUGUUGAUAUUGAAAAACCAAAUUUGGAUGUAUCGCCUUCCUUACUUUUAGUGAACUCUGAUACUAAAGGCGUUAAAAAAGUUUUGCGAUGUGAGCGCGUUCAAGUUUCUGGUAUCUCAAGAUUGAAACUCGGGAGCUAUGCCAAUUCAUACCAUAUUACUUUGGCUCCAUCAGUUGCAAUUCCAGAGAGAUUACAUAGCAAAAUCAAGGUUUGUUUUCACAGGAAUAAUACUCUUGGAUGGUGUCAGUGUGAAAAGGAUGAAUGGAAGGGUGUACAGAAGGGGGUGUGGGGUGCGGUUAUGUCACCUUAUGAAACUAGAUACGUUGAUGUCAAGAUUGAUGGUGAAAUAUCUGGUUCAGUUACAGUUGCACUUGAAGAAGGUUUUCAGCAAUGGCGCCUAAUUAGUCUUGCAGUUGGACUGUUACUGCUGUUGGUGGCUCCAAUUGUUAGCAGUUGGGUUCCGUUUUAUUAUAGCAGUUCCAUGGCUAUUGGAAUCUUUCUUGUCAUUAUAAUUGUUCUUUUUCAGGGCAUGAAAUUAUUGCCAACUGGAAGAAAAAAUAUCUUUUACCUUACCAUAUAUGGAUCAGUGCUUGGAGCUGGAUCGUUCCUUUUGCACCAAUUCUCUAUGAUCGUAAAUUCAAUUCUUCAGAGCUUUGGGAUGAGUGAAGAGAUGCACAAUCCAGUUGCUCUUUUUGUACUACUGGGUAUUAUCUUGGCUGGAGCUGCUUUAGGCUACUGGAUUGUUAGGAGAUUUGUUAUUUCAAAAGAAGAUGGUAGUGUGGAUGCCGGGGUUGCUCAGUUUGUAAAAUGGGCAAUGCGCGUUAUUGGGACUACCUUCGUUUUGCAGAGCACUCUUGAUACUCCUCUUGCAGUUGGAGUCUUGGUCUCUUGUGGAGCUGUUUGCAAAAUUUGGUCAUCAAUAGAAUUGCUUCAUGGGUGGUAUGAAACUUCAGGGAGUGAUGAUUAUUCACUGGAGUGGGUGAGAGGAACUCGUGGUCGUGCUGAAUUCCUUAGCAAGUCGCCUCCUAAAGGAAAAAUGUGGAACAGCCCUAAAGUAGGCUCUAAAGGAAAAUUGUGGAACACCCCUAAAGGGAUGUCAUGGUCUGACUCUCCCGUGAGAGGUGUUGUAUCACCGUCUUCUCAUUUCUCGCCACAAACUCCUGCGACUCAAUUAGGGGGAAAUUAUUAUUCAACCUUCCACAAGACUGACGACAGAAAGAAGUUCACUAAGGAAGAGUGGGAUGACUUCACAAGAGACUCUACGAAGCAAGCUUUAGCUGAAUGGGCAGCAUCUCCAGAGUUCACUGAUUGGAUCAUUGAGCACGCAGAUCGGAUAAAACUGCUUCCGAACGAGAGUUCAGAUGAAACAAUGGGGAGUGAAUCGGAUUCCAUGGAGGCAGAAAGUGGAAAUGGAUUUCGGAUUUUUGGUUGGAAGUGAGUCGAACAUGAAUCAGAAUAUAUGCUAACCAGCAGGAAUUGAUUUUUUCAUAGGUUUAGGGAACACUAACAAGAGUGUAAUAUAGGUAGGAAUUUACGCUUAUUCUGACCAUCAUGUAGAUAGUUUUAUUAGUUUGCCUGAAUCUUCCAAACUGUAAGCUUGAGCAAUCAUGUCACGUUGUUAAUGGAUCUUUUUUGUCA
Molecule: messenger RNA, 1866 nt
Organism: Trifolium pratense (red clover)
Lineage: Eukaryota; Viridiplantae; Streptophyta; Magnoliopsida; Fabales; Fabaceae
Exons: 10
Coding region: 104-1666 (520 amino acids)
Source: RefSeq, a predicted model, not a curated record